Podarcis raffonei (Aeolian wall lizard) is the source of this 3438-nucleotide messenger RNA. It is a transcript of the gene RBMX, whose product is annotated as RNA binding motif protein X-linked. Gene Ontology annotation, molecular function: RNA binding. The record is from RefSeq and is a predicted model, not a curated record. Lineage: Eukaryota; Metazoa; Chordata; Lepidosauria; Squamata; Lacertidae. The coding region runs from base 138 to 1397 and encodes 419 amino acids. Gene Ontology annotation, biological process: positive regulation of mRNA splicing, via spliceosome. The transcript is spliced from 12 exons. Gene Ontology annotation, cellular component: spliceosomal complex.
CACUCCUACAUCCGGGCUUUCUGGCCUCGAGACGAACGUGCUGACGUCAGAUAUAUAAAGGCCCUCGGCUCCUUUGUUCCUUCUCAGUGCGUCGUUGCUGAUCUACUGGCGGUUUGGAGAUCCCAAACUGUGUCAAAAUGGUUGAAGCAGAUCGUCCUGGCAAGCUGUUCAUUGGUGGGCUGAACACAGAGACUAAUGAGAAGGCUCUUGAAUCUGUCUUUGGCAAAUAUGGCCAUAUAGUAGAGGUUCUCCUUAUGAAAGACCGUGAAACCAACAAAUCAAGAGGGUUUGCUUUUGUUACCUUCGAGAGUCCAGCAGAUGCCAAGGAUGCUGCCAGAGAUAUGAAUGGAAAGUCUUUAGACGGAAGAUCAAUUAAAGUUGAACAAGCUACCAAGCCAUCCUUUGAAACCGGUAGACGUGGGCCCCCUCCCCCUCCAAGGAGCAGAGGUCCUCCAAGAGGUUUUAGAGGCGGAAGAGGUGGAAGUGGAACACGGGGUCCUCCUUCAAGAGGGAGUUAUUUGGGUUCUUCUAGAGGCCCUCUGCCAAUGAAAAGGGGUCCACCCCCACGUAGCGGUGGCCCACCACCUAAAAGACCUGCUCCUUCUGGACCUGUUCGUAGCAGUAGUGGAAUGGGAGGCAGAGCACCCCUUUCACGCGGUAGAGACAGUUAUGGAGGACCGCCACGCAGAGAACCACUGCCAUCACGAAGAGAUGUCUAUUUGUCUCCAAGAGAUGAUGGUUACAGUACUAAAGACAGCUAUUCAAGUCGGGACUAUCCAAGCUCCAGAGACACAAGAGAUUAUGCCCCACCGCCAAGAGAUUAUGCCUACCGUGAUUAUGGUCACUCCAGUUCACGUGAUGAGUACCCCUCAAGAGGCUACAGUUCCAGAGACACAAAGGAAUAUACUCCACCUCCAAGAGAUUAUGCCUACCGUGACUAUGGUCAUUCCCGUUCACGUGAUGAGUAUCCCUCAAGAGGUUACAGUUAUUCCUCUUACAGUGAUCGUGAUGGCUAUGGAGGGCGUGACCGGGACUACUCUGAUCACCCAAGUGGGGGCUCAUACAGAGAUUCCUAUGAGAGUUAUGGUAACUCACGUAGUGCUCCACCUGCACGAGGGCCCCCUCCAUCUUAUGGUGGAAGCAGUCGCUAUGACGAUUAUGGGAGCACCCGAGAUGGGUAUGGUGGAAGUCGAGAAAGUUACUCAAGCAGCAGAAGUGAUGUCUACUCAAGUGGCCGGGAUCGUGUGGGAAGACAAGACCGAGGCCUCCCCCCUUCUAUGGAAAGGGGUUAUGCUCCUCCACGUGAUUCUUACAGCAGCUCCAGCCGCGGAGCACCCAGAGGUGGCGGCCGUGGAGGGAGCCGCUCUGAUAGAGGCGGAGGCCGAAGCAGAUACUGAAACCUUUUAAAGUGCUGGACCAAAUCAGUUUUUUCCUCCAACAAAUGAAAUGUGGAAAUUCUUUCCUUACUCCAGAGGACUACUGAAACAUAUGUUUUUAUCUUUUUUAUUGUUGCUUGUUAAGUUCCCCUCCAUUACUUAAUGUUUUUUUGUGAGGAGAAAGUAAACUUGUUUUAAUUUCAUUUCAAAAUUGUUAAUAUUUGUCUCAGAAAGCAGAUGUUAAUGUAUGACAUUUUUAGCCUGUGUACUAGUGUUGUAACUUUUUAAAGUAAAGGUUAACCCUGAAAUGCAACGCUCUCACCUCAUCCAUGAAACCGGCAACCAUAAGGCUUCCCGUACAACGUGCAGCCAUCUAAAAUGGCCAUGGAUCGUUCUACACAUGCAAACGUGUGCCUUCUUUCUAGCAAACCCAUUUUAGCUUUUGGAGGGUGGUGGGAUGUGUGCCAAACUAAAAUGUUAAAACAUCCUCUCCAUGCUGAAAUGCACACAAUGCUCCAAAAUAGAAAAUUUCUUCAGUCUUGUGUAAAAAUUCAGGAUACCAUUCAGUCAUUAAAUCAAAACGACAUACGGAUAAUGCUGAAUGUACGUUGUUCCUUUCUACAUAUUUCAUUUGGGAAUUUGCAAGAACAUCACCCCCCAAAAUAACAUAUUAACCUGUAGUAAGCAAGCUACAGAUCUGUAAGUAAGAGGUUUGGCCAGUUCCAUCAAAGAAGCUGCAAAACGGUACUUGCUCUUACUGUUUCAAAUUUUUGCAAUCCUGUAGUGUCUCAUUUUUAAAGGAACAUCUUUGACUCCAAAGGCAAAAUGGAGAAAAUAAGAUAAGCAAAGAAGUCUUUCUCUCCAACUUCUGAAAGGCUUAUGGCUUCAUAUAAACAAGUUUCAACUUUCAGCAUUCCACAACAGAUUUAAAGCAUCAAAUGCGUGUGAAACAGCAAAGAUGGAUGACUGCUGUUUUUAAGAUGUGACCUGGUGCAUGGCAGUGCUGGUGGACAACAUGGAUUUCUACUCUGAUAGUACAACAGGUACAAGGUUAAUUGUGGCUGACAUUUGAGGAAUGGAUGCCCAUGGAGAAUGCAGCUGCUGAGCAGCUUAAAUAUGUCUACAGUGUUUAAUGAAGACGUUUCAGAGGGAAGUCAGAUCUUAAAUGCCAGUGUCAGUCAUUGCUGUGAGCAUUGGAUGCUCAUAGAAGAGAAGAGGAAGAGGCCUAAAUGUCAGAAACAGCUGGAUACAGAUUGUUUGUGUCCUCUUACAAAUACUGUGUAGCAAAAGUUGUUGGCAUGUAAUGUGCUACUCUGGCAGCACAAUACUAUAUGAUCACAUCUUCUGCAGGAGUUUGGUUCCAGGGGUUCCAUAUAUACGCAAAAACACUUACUCUCUAGCCUGUGGAACUCCCACACACAUGAGCAUCCCAGGGUUUCCAGAGCUGGCAUGCCAAGAGGGCUUCAACACCCCCAUCCCAAGCAAGGCAGAGAGCCUUGAACCCAAUGCAAAAAAGAGCUCUCUGCCUUGCUUGCUUUUCACUUUGCAGGAUUUCAACCAGGAGUCUUCAACCAUGUAUGUUAUGUUUUGUUUAUUGAAAAUUUUAAAAACAAAGUUUGUAAAAAUGGCUCAAAUCCUGCAAGUUAAAUGCUUGUAACAUUGUAUUUGAGUCUUUGGUAUGAGGCAAGCUGAAGUGUUAUCUAUGAUAGAUGUAGGAUAAUUUUUACAGCUUGGCAAAUUUAAUGUUUAGAGCUAGAAGGCAAAUGAAAUAAACAUGCCUCGGGCAUUCUCUAGAGCAUUUUCAGGAAGCACAAAAUUGCAUGUGUUUUGAAAAGGGUUCUGAAAAAGGUGUGAAGAUUGGUAAUGAAGAAAACUUGGGGUGUCUUUCUUGUGGUUCCAAGUGAGCUACUGUUACAGAUGUAAGAAGUUGCCUUGUUCAAACAGACAUGUCAACCAGAAAAAGGUCCCAACCCCAAAAUGGAGAUUCUGACAACUUUAAAGUUCCACUAAUCAAGAUAAUUGUAUUAAAUCCAUUGUUGGAAUAAAAAUGUUCAUUUUUUCU